ACCUCUGCCCUCCUCCGCGUCCAUCCGUCUCUCCACCGCUUCGUCUCUCCCUGCCUCUCUACGGUGCCACCGUUAACCUUUCCUCACCGCCCUCUGCGCCCGUUGCCUCCCUCUGCCACUGAUCCCGAGACCGGAAGAGGCGCGCGGCCUGGAGCUAGCGAAGCCUCGGUGGCCAGGGAGGAGGCGGCCACAAAAUCAACAUGGUUCUGGAGCUGGAUAGGGUCCUGAUGCUGCGCGCCGCCGUUCUCGCCGUCGUCGCCGGCUUCGCCGCCGCCGGAUUCAUCUCAAAUGACGCGCUCCAGUCGCACUCGCACGGCCGGAGCUUGCUGCAGGCCAAGAAGGAAUGCCCGGUGACCUUCGAGGGGGCCAACUACACCCUCAUCACGAGCAAGUGCAAGGGCCCCCUGUACCAGCCGGCGCUGUGCUGCGCGGCGCUCGCGGAGUUCGCGUGCCCCUACGACACCUACAUCAACGACCUCGCCACCAACUGCGCCGCCACCAUGUUCAGCCUCAUCCACCUCUACGGCAAGUACCCGGCGGGGCUCUUCGCCAAUACAUGCAAGGGGGACAACCUGGGGCUCAAAUGCCCUGAGGACGUCCCGCAGGUCCAGCCGGGCGAGGAGGGCAAGAGCUCCGCCGCCGUUGCUACUGCCGCACAGGCGGCACUCGUCGCGGCCAGCGCGGCUGUCAUGUCCCUGCUCAUUGUAAUGUCUUGAUCAGAGCCGGACGGUAGCUGUACGUCGCCAUGAUCAGAAGUCAUUCGUGUGUGCGCGUGCUCUGGUUUCUGUUGCAUGCAUGAGUUUGUGGUCAUAUGUAAUUCUGGGUCCUGCACAGGGUGAUAAUUCACCGAUUAACAUUUUAACUUGUUCUUUUAAACCGCUGUACAUUGUUACUAGAAGGGCUAGGAAUUUUGGAGUCGGGUGUUUCUAACAAAGUAAAUUUUGGAAUGUUGGAGUUUAUGUGGGCAUUUAGCGUAGCGUGCACCAACCCUUUAGCUGUACUAGUGCAUUAAGCUCGUAUUAUUAUUAUUAUUA
Molecule: messenger RNA, 1034 nt
Organism: Triticum aestivum (bread wheat)
Lineage: Eukaryota; Viridiplantae; Streptophyta; Magnoliopsida; Poales; Poaceae
Product: GPI-anchored protein LLG1
Exons: 3
Coding region: 201-716 (171 amino acids)
Source: RefSeq, a predicted model, not a curated record